Molecule: messenger RNA, 1320 nt
Organism: Acanthosepion pharaonis
Lineage: Eukaryota; Metazoa; Mollusca; Cephalopoda; Sepiida; Sepiidae
Source: the annotation of a GenBank genome assembly
AUGAAAUAUCAUAUUGCUUUAAUAACUAUCUAUCUAUCUAUCUAUCUAUCUAUCUAUCUAUCUAUCUAUCUAUCUAAAUCUGUUCAUAUCUAUCUAUUUCUAUUUUGCAUUUGUAUAUCUAUCUAUCUAUCUAUCUAUCUAUCUAUCUAUGUUUCUUUCUUCUUUCUCUACACCUCUUCUUGUUUCUCUCUCUCUCUCUCUCUCUCUCUCUCUCUCUCUCUCUGCUUUCCCAUAUUUUUCCCUGUCAUCUUUUCUUCUGUCAGAAUAAUUUUCUUAUACCUUUCCUACUUUAUGUGUUUAUUUCUAUUUUCUUCCCUUUCUUCCUUCCGUCCUUCCUUUAUUCAAUUCCUUCCUUCUUUUCCUUUCUUCCCACCUUCCUUCCUUCCUUCCUUCUUUUCUCUUCUUCCUUCCUUCUUUUCCUUCCUUCCAACCUUCUUUCCUUCCUUCCUUCUUUUCCCUUCUUCCUUCCUUCUUUUCCUUCCUUCCAACCUUCUUUCCUUCCUUCCUUCCUUCCUUCUUUUCCCUUCUUCCUUCGUUCUUUUCCUUCCUUCCAACCUUCUUUCCUUCCUUCCUUCCUUCUUUUCCCUUCUUCCUUCCUUCUUUUCCUGCCUUCCCUUCUUUCUUCUUUUCCUUCCUCCCUUUCUUCAUUUCUUUCCUUCUUUCUUUUACUUCCUUCCUUCCUUCCUUCCUUCUUUUCCUUGCUUCCCUCUAUUCCUUCUUUUCCUUCCUUCCUUCUUCCCUUCCUUUCCUUCAUUCCUUACUUCCUUCUUUUCCUUCCUUCCUUCCUUCCUUCCCUCCUUCCUUCUUUUCCUUCCUUCCUUCUUUUCCUUCCUUCCUUCCUUCCUUCCUUCCUUCCUUCCUUCCUUCCUUCCUUCCUUCCUUCCUUUCCCUGCUUCCUUCUUUCCUUUAUUUUAUUUCCAUUUGUAUUCUUCAAGUUCUGCGUAUUCAUUCCUCUUCAUAUCUUUGUUCUUCAUUUUCCCUUAUAUAUAUAUAUAUUCGUUCUUCAUUCAUAGUCUGUUCCUCUUUGUGUUCCACAUUUCUUCUUCGUAUUCUAAUCUGCUUUUUAUCCUUUCUUCCUUUCUGUUUUUUCUCCUCAUUCAUUUUCUCUCCCUUGUUUAUUCUUUCCUAUUCACUUUCUUUCAUUUUCUAGGAUCCACGGAAAUUCAUUCAUUCAUUCAUUCUAUUAUUUUCUUUCUUUCCUCCCUUUAUCGUUUACUUCAAAUUCUUGUCUAUAUUUUCCUUCUUUUCUCUUUUCGAACAUUGAAAAUGGAGGAAAACAAUUAUUUUAUUACUGAUUCUCACAAAUUGUUAUCUUCAUAA